CAAUACUAGGCCGCUUCCCCAGAUCGUGCAAUUGUACAGCUUCUUCACCUCAGUUCUCUCUGUCUCCUUCGUGUGUUGAACUGCGGUCGCAGUGCCAACUGAUCGUCCAGAAUGUCAUUGUCAACACCAUCACGAGAGAUGCUGCUCCUGUCCCGGCAACUGGGCCGCCAGUGCACGCACUCACGGCCGCUGCGGGCCAGCCGUCCCGUCCUCCCUAGCUCCGCGACGGCGAGACGAACGGUUGCCACCUUCAACACGCCGCACCAAGCGGGCGCUAUAUCUGUCAUCAAGAGCAAUGUCGACACAAGCUCAGAUGAAUUCAAGGAAAACGAGCGCCUCAUGGGCGAGGCCAUGGCCCGACUGGACGAGCUGACGCGGAAAGUGCAGCAGGGCGGCCCGGCAAAGGCGAGGGAAAAGCACCUGGCCCGCAAGAAGAUGUUGCCCCGGGAUCGCGUUACGGCCCUCAUUGACCCCGGAACCACGUUCCUUGAGCUGUCGCCGCUGGCCGGCCACGAGCUGUACCCCGAGGCCGAGGUGCCUGCGGGCGGCGUCAUCGCCGGUGUUGGUGUUGUCGAGGGCGUCACCUGCAUGAUCGUCGCAAACGACAGCACAGUCAAGGGCGGGACGUACUACCCCAUCACCGUCAAGAAGCACCUCCGGGCGCAGGCUGUCGCCCAGGAGAAUAAACUGCCUUGUAUCUACCUGGUCGACUCUGGUGGCGCGAAUCUGCCACACCAGGCAGAUGUCUUUCCCGAUCGCGAACACUUUGGCCGCAUCUUCUUCAACCAGGCGCGCAUGUCGGCCGCUGGGAUACCCCAAAUCGCAGUCGUCAUGGGCCCCUGCACAGCCGGCGGCGCAUACGUCCCCGCCAUGAGCGACGAGAGCAUCAUCGUGCAAGAUCAGGGCCACAUCUUUCUUGCCGGCCCGCCGCUCGUCAAGGCAGCAACUGGCGAGGUUGUCAGCCCGGAGGAGCUCGGCGGCGGCAGAAUGCAUUCUUCGGUCUCCGGCGUGACCGACUACCUCGCCGUUGACGACGCGCAUGCUAUUGUGCUGGCGCGCCGCUCUAUCAGCAACCUGAAUUGGCCAAACCAGUCCACCUCGGCGACGGCCAGCUUUUCGGAGCCUCUCUACGACCCCUCCGAGCUCCUCGGUAUCGCCUCCACUAACCUUCGUAAACCACUACCCAUCCACGAGGUGAUUGCCCGCGUCGUCGACGGCUCUGCCUUUGCCGAGUUUAAGCGCGACUACGGCACCACGCUCGUGACGGGGUUCGCGAGCAUCUACGGCCACCGCGUAGGCAUCGUCGCCAACAACGGCAUCCUCAUCAGCAGCUCGGCGCUCAAGGGGGCGCACUUCAUCGAGCUGUGCGCCCAGCGUGGCAUCCCGCUCGUGUUUCUGCAGAACAUUAGCGGCUUCAUGGUGGGCAAGGACGCCGAGCGCGAGGGCAUUGCCAAGAACGGCGCAAAGCUGGUCACGGCCGUGGCGUGCGCCGACGUGCCCAAGUUUACCGUCGUCGUGGGCGGCAGCUAUGGCGCGGGGAACUACGGCAUGUGCGGGCGGGCGUAUUCGCCGCGGUUCCUGUGGAUGUGGCCGAACGCGAGAAUCGGUGUCAUGGGCGGCGAGCAGCUGGCGAGCGUCAUGGAGACGGUCGGGCAAAAGGUCGACACGGGCUUGAAGGAGAGGAUUGAGAAGGAGAGCGACUGUGUUUUCUCGUCGGCGCGGUUGUGGGACGAUGGCGUUAUCCCACCGGCGCACACACGGCAGUAUCUGGGUCUGGGCUUGAACGCGGCCAUGGGCGGCCGAAAUGUGGUUGCCCCAGGACAGACCAAGUUUGGCGUUUUCAGGAUGUAA
Molecule: messenger RNA, 1851 nt
Organism: Parathielavia appendiculata
Lineage: Eukaryota; Fungi; Ascomycota; Sordariomycetes; Sordariales; Chaetomiaceae
Product: carboxyl transferase
Exons: 3
Coding region: 112-1851 (579 amino acids)
Biological process (GO): L-leucine catabolic process
Cellular component (GO): mitochondrion; methylcrotonoyl-CoA carboxylase complex
Molecular function (GO): methylcrotonoyl-CoA carboxylase activity
Source: RefSeq, a predicted model, not a curated record